CAUCAAAAUUAUUUUAUAUAUCAAUGAUAUUAUAUUAAAUAUUUUAACUAUAAAUUAAGAAUUCUUUCUUUAUAACUGCUAUGUUAUAGUUUAUAGUCGUGGGAUAGUCAUGAUUUUACAAGGUUAGGUUAGAUGGAAAGUUACAUGGUCACAAUUCAACGUAGCAUGUUGGGUGUGGUUAAUACCGUGAGAUCUUUAAAUCAGUAGAUUUGAAUUGUUUGUCAUACGCAUUGUGCUACAUUGUGAUUUUAGUAUUCACAAAACAAUUUUUUAUCAUGAAAAAAAGAAGUUUUUCCGGCAAUAUUGGUGUCGGUGUCUUUAUCAUUGCUUUUGUGUGUGUUUGCGUUGCAUUUAGUACACCAGCAUGGUUGGUGAGCGAUUAUCGUAUUACUGGUGCGAAACUUGAUAAAUUAGGUCUUUGGACUCAUUGCUUCAGAUCACUUCCAAAUCCUCAAGAAAUGGACGCACCUAGACGCUUUUUCGUUGGUUGUAGAUGGGUUUAUGAUCCCUUUACUGCAGGAUAUACCGAUAUUCUUGGUUUUCUUUUACCUCCAUUUAUGAUAGCAACACAGUUUUUCUUUACUUUAUGCUUCCUGUUAAGUCUUAUAUCAUUUUUAUUGAUAUUAUUAUUUACUCUGUGCAGUGAUCCAGAACAAAAAUAUUAUGUACAACUUAUUAUGAUAAUUGGAUAUCUACUGCUUAUUGGUGGUAUAAGUGGUGGAUUGGCAGUAAUUAUAUUUGCUUGUUUUGGGAAUACUGAAGGUUGGAUGCCUGGACAUGCUAAUAAUUUUUUUGGUUGGUCUUUUAUAAUGGCAGUUGUGGGUAGUGUAUUGACUAUCAUAACAGGUGCACUUUUUCUUGUUGAAGCAAAUAUUCAACGUAAGAAAAGAGAAUAUUUAAAAGAAUCUCAAACAAGAUUUCAGCUUGAAUCUCGUACAUGAUUUAAAAUAAGAUUUGCACAAUAUUUUAAUACCAAAAUUUUGUAAUAUUAUUCCGUCCAUAUAUUAGCUAAUUUUUAAUAUUAGAUUUUUUUAUAUUAUUAUUUUAGUACAAAGUAUAUUAUAAUAUGAUUAUUAAUAAUAAUAAGAUUUGUAUUUUUGUAAGUUUUAUACAUACAUAUUAUGUAAAAUUAUAAUUAUACUAAAUAGUAUAGAAAAGAAAAUCUUUAUAUAUUAAUUUUAUUGUUUUUGUUAUUUGUUAACAUUUUUGAAAUUUAAAUACAUAAAGUAAAAUUAAAUGAAAAUAUACUUAAUUAUUUUAUCAAGGAAUCUCAAUUGUAUGCAGUAAAAAUUUUUUUUUAUUAUAAAUAGGAUAUUGUUAAAUAUUGUAUAAACUUCACAAUGCAAAUAUCCACUGCCUAUGGUAAAUCUAUAUAUAAAAAAUUUAUAAUAAAAAUUUGUAAUUUAUAUA
Messenger RNA from Apis dorsata (giant honeybee), 1410 nucleotides. RefSeq lists its product as uncharacterized. The record is from RefSeq and is a predicted model, not a curated record. Gene Ontology annotation, cellular component: septate junction; membrane. Bases 276 to 941 code for a protein of 221 amino acids. Gene Ontology annotation, biological process: septate junction assembly; regulation of tube size, open tracheal system. NCBI's taxonomy places the organism in Eukaryota, Metazoa, Arthropoda, Insecta, Hymenoptera, Apidae. The transcript is spliced from 2 exons.